GUGCGAGAGCGAUCGCACCGUGUGCACGAAGUGGCGACGAUGAGCUUGGAGGAAGCACUCUUCGGCCGCCUGUGGACGGUCGAUUCGUCGGAAGCGCUCGUUGUAGUUCUUCGAGACAUACAAUCCAAUCUGGACGCUAUCGUGACAAAGAACGGAGACACAUCCGGUGGCCGCGUCCUGACUACGCUCGAUGCGCACGAACACCAACACCCAGGUUUGUGGACGAAUUCCGCGAUUGACCUCAAGCGAGCACUUCACGACCGUAUUCUCGAAGCAACAGCACCCCCGAGGAAUCCGAUUUUGACCAAAGGCACAAGCGAUUCGAGCUAUGCGACGAAUGCACUGCUGCGGUUGACAUCGCUUGGCCGUUCGACGUCGUCGGUAGGUGGUGCCGCCGCCGCCACAACUCCCCGCAGCGGGGUGCGCAAUACGUACCGUCCUUCCUUGGACAACAUUGACCAGCAAGGGUCGACAACGGAUACGCUCCUGCGUUCGAUCGGGUCUUUUUUGGGAUACACCGAGACGUGCUACUGCCAAAUCUGCCUCGAAUACGUCGACGUCGCGUCCACGAUCAUGCUGAAUGCCUGCGGCCACCGUUUCUGCAUCGAGUGCAUGGAGGGUUACGUGGCAUCCAAGAUCACCGACGGCCUCGUGUAUCCCACGUGCUUCUUCACAUCGCCACCGUCCGACGACGGCAGCGACUCCGCCAUUCCCACGACCUGCCACGCCGCUAUUCACCCCACAGACCUCCGCGCAGUCAUCUCGUCCGACGAAGUGUGGUCCAAGUACGAAAAAUUCAAAUUCAACAAAGAGCACGCGAACGCGCGCGAGUGUCCAUUUUGCCACCACGUCCAAGUCAGCGCUACCGCGGCGGUCGACCCGGCCAUCACGUGCGACGAAUGCCAUGAAGUGUACUGCUUUAGCCACAGCAGUGCACACCCUGGGACAUCCUGCGUCGAGUACGAGAAAUCGCGGCGCGCCGAAGAAAAGCUGAACCAGGCCAAGAUCAGCCAAAUCGCAAAGCUGUGUCCAGGGUGUAAGUCGCCCGUCGAGAAGAGCGGUGGGUGCAACCAAAUGAAGUGCAUCACGUGCGGCAUCCACUUUUGCUGGCUCUGCGGGAAACAGGUCGACGACGGCGUCUUUCCCGAGCAUUUCCAGUGGUGGAACCUCGCGGGAUGCGCCGGUGCUCAAAUGUCCGAGUCGACCGCGGGCCAGCCGUCCAUGCUCAACAAGAUAUCGUGGUUUCUGUUUCGCCUGGUGCUAUGCAUCGUGUUUGGUCCGCCGGCGUUUUUGAUGGCGAUUGCAUUCUCGAUCAUCGGGUGCUGCUGUAUCCCGUGCUGCAUGACGAGCCGCGAGACCGGCCAGUCCACUUUCCUCGGGUGCUUUUGCAUCUCGGGGUGGGUGCUCAUGGUUCCCGCAGCGUUGGUGCUGGCCCUCCCCUUUCUUCCGUUCGGGCUUGUGGCGUUCUACUUUUGGCCGGAUCAAGUGCGUGCGUUGUGGCAAGAUGAAGACCAAGUCCCGGCCAUUCCACCCGACGACCACCCAUCAACCAUGUACGCAGACGACACGGCGCCGCCGCCAUCGGCCAGUCCCGUCGCCGACGAAGAUGACUUGCCCGGGCCUUAUCACCACAUUUAGUCGUCGACAGGACGUAGGCUCGGGCUCGUUCAACACGAAUAACGUAAGAGAGCCGCAUGCUCAGCGUUCCUCUGACGGCAAUCCUAGCAAGAGGUUCCCGCGAGGGCGAUCGACAACGGUUGCGGCAACUCUUGUCGGAAUGGACAGUCAUGUUGUAGCCUUCAAAUCAUGGGUUGCACCGCGCUACUACUCAGUGCGGCCGUCAUGGCGGAGAAGUUAGGUCUGUCCAACGAAUCCAGCAUGUUACGAAUCAUGGUUUGCACUGCGGCAAACUACCAAGUCAGGUGUUCAACGUCGUCAAGAAGGCGUCGAUCUCGGCGUUGAUGGCAUCCUUGGCGUACAGCCCAUCACGGGCCCACUGGGGAAACCUCGCCUUCCCGUGGGCAGCACCGAGCAACGCCCCCAGGGCCGCCCCCCUCGCGACGUUUUCGCCCCCGGCGUUGGCAUUGGCCAGGACCGCGGCCUCGGGGCUGUCAGCGUACUUGUAGGCAAAGUGCAGCAGCGCGGGAAACGAUGAUUCCAUGUAGCAUGCCACCAUUGGGUCCUUCCGAC
This is a messenger RNA of Aphanomyces invadans, 2190 nucleotides long. RefSeq lists its product as hypothetical. Gene Ontology annotation, biological process: positive regulation of proteasomal ubiquitin-dependent protein catabolic process; protein polyubiquitination; ubiquitin-dependent protein catabolic process. Lineage: Eukaryota; Oomycota; Saprolegniomycetes; Saprolegniales; Verrucalvaceae. The record is from RefSeq and is a predicted model, not a curated record. The transcript has 3 exons. Gene Ontology annotation, molecular function: ubiquitin protein ligase activity; zinc ion binding; ubiquitin conjugating enzyme binding. The coding region runs from base 40 to 1638 and encodes 532 amino acids. Gene Ontology annotation, cellular component: ubiquitin ligase complex; cytoplasm.